AUGAAGGUCCUCAUCCUCGCCUGCCUGGCGGCCCUUGCCCUUGCAACAGAGGAAGAACUGAGUGUAUCCAGUGUGACUGUAGAAAGCCUUUCAAACACAGAGGAAUCCAUUGCGCACAUUAACGAGCAGAAACCCGAGAAGCUUGAAAAUGACAAAGAGCAGCCAAGACAGGAUGAACACCAGGAGAAAAUCCAGUCCAUUGUCCAGCCACAGCCUUUUGUCUAUCCUUUUGCUGAGCCCAUCCCUUAUACUGUCCUUCCACAAAACAUCCUGCCUCUUGCUGGGCCUGCUAUGGUGCUGCCUGUCUUUCAACCUGAAGUGAUUAAAAGGGAAACCAUCUUUUCUAAGCACCAUGUGAUGCCAUUUUCUAAAUCUCCAGGAGUUCCCAUUUCUCAACGCCAAAUCCCAAAUCUCACUGGUCUCAAAAAUCCACAGCUUCCUCUGCCUCUGCUUCAGCCCUUGAUGCACCAGGUCCCCCAGCCUCUUAUUCACACUCCUAUGCUUCCUACUCAGCCCCUGUUUUCCCUUCCUCAGCCCAAAGCUCUGCCUCUUUCCCAGCAAGUGAUCACCUACCCCCAGAGAGAUAUGCCCAUCCAAGCCCUUCUGCUUUACCAAGAGCCUCUGCUUGACUCUACCCGGGGGUCCUUCCCUGUGACUCAACCUAUUGCCACAGUUUACAGCUUGCAACAAGUAAGCCCUAAUUUACCAACUCUGCUGUCUUAUUCAUGGUGUUUGCAUGAUAUUAGAAGGAAUGAGAAAUACAGAAUAAAUGAAUGA
Molecule: messenger RNA, 777 nt
Organism: Artibeus jamaicensis (Jamaican fruit-eating bat)
Lineage: Eukaryota; Metazoa; Chordata; Mammalia; Chiroptera; Phyllostomidae
Product: beta-casein-like
Exons: 6
Coding region: 1-777 (258 amino acids)
Cellular component (GO): extracellular region
Source: RefSeq, a predicted model, not a curated record